AUGCUUCGAACUCUGGCCCGAUCUUCCCUCCGAUUCGCUCCCCGAGCCACCAUGGCUCCUACAAUGGCUCCUCUGACCAUGAUGCGACUCAACCACACCCUCAUCAAGGGCUCCAUUCCCGACAAGUACUCCAACAAGUACACCCUCAAGUUCACCGAGGAUCACGACUGGGUUGCCUUCCACGAGGACGGCGUUGCCUUCAUUGGUAUCACCAAGUACGCUGCUGAGGCCCUUGGAGAUGCCACUUUCGUUGAGGUUGAGGAGGCCGGUAACGAGAUCGAGAAGGACGAUGCUUUUGGAAACGUCGAGUCCGUCAAGGCUACCAACGACAUCAUUGCUCCCUUCGACUUCGAGGUGGUCGAGUCUAACUUUGACGUUGCCGACACUCCCUCUCUCAUCAACAAGGAGCCCAACGGAAACGGUUACCUCGCCAAGGUCAAGCCCAUCGAGGGUGCCGAGGAGACUGAGGGUCUGCUCACUGCCGAGGAGUACGAUGAGUUCCUCAAGAACGCCCACUAA
Messenger RNA from Yarrowia lipolytica CLIB122, 519 nucleotides. RefSeq lists its product as uncharacterized. Gene Ontology annotation, cellular component: mitochondrion; glycine cleavage complex; cytoplasm. Gene Ontology annotation, biological process: protein lipoylation; glycine decarboxylation via glycine cleavage system. NCBI's taxonomy places the organism in Eukaryota, Fungi, Ascomycota, Dipodascomycetes, Dipodascales. The record is from RefSeq and is a predicted model, not a curated record.